Messenger RNA from Sphaeramia orbicularis (orbiculate cardinalfish), 1703 nucleotides. RefSeq lists its product as uncharacterized. Bases 143 to 1528 code for a protein of 461 amino acids. The record is from RefSeq and is a predicted model, not a curated record. The transcript is spliced from 11 exons. Lineage: Eukaryota; Metazoa; Chordata; Actinopteri; Kurtiformes; Apogonidae.
UAAUAGCCUUAUUUCCUGGUUGACUGUUUUGUGUGUGUCUGUGUGGGAGGACAGAGACAGACAGGCUGAAAACCCACUGAGGACGGUCUGUGGACACGCUGGUGCUUCUGUCUAAUCUGUGUUUGAGCCGUGAACGUUCAGGAUGCUGCUGUUUCUGCUGCUGCUGCUGAUGUCCUGCACCUCCCAGGCUUCACAUUUCUAUGGGACAGUGAUAACUUAUUAUCCAACAGAUGUUCGUUCAGAUGGAGCGGUGACGGUCGUCCUUCGCUCUAAGCUGAACUUCCGCUCUUGUAAUGACUACACACAUGCAACCUGGCAGUGUCACCGUGGAAACUGUGGCAAUGAGACUUCAGCAGUGGCCGGCACUGUUGACAGUGAAAGUACUGGACAGUUUUGUCAGACAGAGGUAGUUUAUACUCGACAGGUUUCUACGAAUGCUCCGUUUCAGCUGUGGUUGAACAGCGGUAACUGGAUAUUAGGCAUUGUAAAUCGUAUUGUAAGUUGGAGAGCUUUGAUACGGGUGGAACUGAGGAACCGGUCUGAUACUGGCCAAGCCAACAGAUCACCACAGACCACCAUCCUGCCGGCUGUCCGAGUUCCUUCCAACUGCCAGAGACAAUGGAACUUGUUGACCUUUGACCCUGAUGGAGAUGAGGUUAAAUGCAGAUAUGGAGACGCAUCAGAGGAUGAGUGUAACCCCUGUACACCACCGUCUGUGCUCAACCUCUCAUCAUCUUGUACCUUAUCGUUCGGACCCACUGGCAGUGGGAAUCAAGGACCGUAUGCUGUGCAGCUGGUGAUGGAGGACUUCCCCCGACAGAGCAUCACCCUGACUCAAACCGACGGGACAAAGGAGAACAGAACCACCGACACCAGCAUCAGCAAAAUACCGGUCCAGUUUGUUUUACAAGUGGAUCCUGUGGUUCCAUCCUGUACAGACGGACUCUACCUGCCCAGGUUUCUCCCACCGACCCCAGACCAUGGAGCUCAGCUGUAUGUCCUGGUCAACCAAACACUGGAGAUACGCAUCCAAGCAGAGGCAAACAUGUCAACGAUCUCUGAGCUGCUGUUCAGUGGACCACACAACAUGGCUGAGAACAGAUCUGGACCAGGAGAGUACACCCUGACAUGGAGCCCCUCCCCCAGUGAAGCAGGACAAAGUCACCCAGUCUGCUUCCUGGUCCAGGCCGUCUUAAAUUCAACCAAGUAUCACUCAGAUCUGCGAUGCAUCAUUAUGACUGUCGGAGGCACUCCAAUAACAACAACCAUGUUAGCUCCCACCACCGUUUCCUUUACAACUACAGAGACUGUAACAAACUCCACAACAAGGCCAAUAACUGCUGUAACCUCUGCACCUGCUGGGACCCAAAACUUCAUCAUCGCUCUGCGUUUGAAGACUUCCUCAUCAUCUCCACUGACUGAGGACAACAUACAGGACACUGUCCUCCAACAGCUGAAAGAUGAACUGGUGAGGCAGGGGCUGCCAUCGAGCACAACUCUACGCCUUCUGAGAAUCACUGAACCAUAAGCUACACUGACCUAAAGUGGUCUAAUAUCACAUUUUAUUCAUGCUACAAUAGGGGUCUCAAACAUGUGUCCUGGGGCCCAAAUGCCAAAGGUUCCAAUGCGGCCCCUGGGAUGAAUUUACAAAGUGCCAAAUUCCACAGUCAAGGCUGUGGAACUCAUUUUAGUUCAGGUUCAAU